This is a messenger RNA of Rhagoletis pomonella (apple maggot), 1278 nucleotides long. RefSeq names its product innexin shaking-B-like. NCBI's taxonomy places the organism in Eukaryota, Metazoa, Arthropoda, Insecta, Diptera, Tephritidae. The transcript has 2 exons. The record is from RefSeq and is a predicted model, not a curated record. Bases 99 to 323 code for a protein of 74 amino acids.
AGAAAAUUUAUAUUUUUCUUUGGUUUUGGUUUAUACUUUUAACGUUUCUAACACUAUUAACGUUAAUAUACAGGGUGGUAAUUAUAUUUUCACCACGUAUGAGGGUGUACUUGUUUCGUAUGCGAUUUAGGUUAGUGCGUCGAGACGCUAUUGAAAUAAUCGUUCGUCGUUCGAAGAUGGGCGAUUGGUUUUUAUUAUACUUAUUAGGUGAAAAUAUAGAUACAGUUAUAUUUCGUGAUGUUGUACAGGAUUUAGCCAAUCGUUUAGGACAUAACCAACACCACAGGGUGCCUGGACUGAAAGGUGAAAUACAGGAUGCAUGAUAUUGGGAGUAUUAGAAACAAUACAAAAUGCAAUUUGUCGUCUCAAUAUAACCAUCACCAACAACAACAACAAUAAAAACACCAAAACCGCUUUAGCAACAGCAUCAGCACCGGCUUCAAAAAAAAAUCUCACCAACGCAAUAAAAACGAAAAAAAAACAACGGAAAAAAUUUCAAAAAAAAGCGAAAACACAUUUUGGCCAUCGAUACCACACACCGCGCAUAAAAUAUUCUGCCAUAAUCACGUUCAUCUUUUUUAGAAAAGUAUAUUACAAUAUAAAGCCACUUGUGUGCGAAAUCAACGAUUUUAGACUAACCAAAUUUAAAAAAAAAAUAGUGUGUAUGACAGCGACGAGACGACUUGUGUAAACAAAUAUGUAUAUGUGUGCGAAUGUGCGUGUGUGUAGACAACAGAAUUAAGCGUAGCAAACGUAAGGAAUAGCGAUUAAGCGUGUGUUCGAGCAGAAGAUCUCACCAGCAUCCGUAAAUCAUCAGACGCACCACAUACUAAAUACUCAUUGCUUGUCAUAUCAUAUCAACAACUAUCGAAAAGGAGUACGACUGAGACGACACCCGCAAAAGAUUGCAUUUUUGUAGUGAACCAGCAAGGACAGCAAGUGGGCUGUGUGGCCGCCAAAUAGACAACAGGCAAUAGGCAACAGGCCGUGGACCACCCAACCAGCUAGUCAGCAACCUAAAGCCCUAAAGACCGCAAUAUCAUGAAAACAACAACAACAAUGCAUACAUAUGUACAUAUUCUUUAACAAACAAGGCACUAGAUCUAUGUUCAUGUAUGUAUGUAUGUGUGGGCGCGGCCGAAGGAGGAGUAACGACGCGUUUUUAUAAAAAAAAAAGUCUACUAAAAAUAAACCAACCAAAAAAAAUCGAUCAUUACGCAGCCAACAUAAAACAUACAAAACUAAAAUGCAUAGCUGAACAUACCUACAUACAUACAU